AGAACAAAGAAAACAUUUCACCAAAAACAGCAUCAACAGUUUGACGGACACGUCCCAGUAUCACGUGGAGCAUCUAACCACGUUCGUGUUGGACCGUAAAGACGGGUUGAUCACCGUGGACGACGGGAUCAGACGUCUCCGCCUGCUGGACGCUAAAGGGAAGGUUUGGACUCAGGAGAUGCUGCUGCAGGUGGAGGAGAAAAGUGUCAGCCUCGUCGACCAGGACACCAAGAACGAGCUGGAGAACUUUCCCAUCGGGACGAUCCAGCACUGUCAGGCCGUGAUGAACAACUGCAGCUUCGACUCCAUCUUGGCUCUGGUGUGUAAAGAGUCGGGUCAAACCAAACCAGACCUGCACCUGUUCCAGUGCGACGACAUCAAGGCGAAUUUGAUCCACGCAGACGUAGAAAGUGCCAUGAUCGAUGCCAAAGGAGGGAAAGUGAAGAAGAGACCGGAGACUCUGAAGAUGAUCCUGAAGAGCGACGGGGUCAUCCCACCUCCCCCGCCCGCUCCUGCCCCCCAACCCCCCGCGUCGUCCAAUCAGCUGGACGUGAAGAGCAGAGCGGCCGCCUGGUCGGCCUGGACCAAUGAGCAGCAAGACU
Molecule: messenger RNA, 602 nt
Organism: Paralichthys olivaceus (Japanese flounder)
Lineage: Eukaryota; Metazoa; Chordata; Actinopteri; Pleuronectiformes; Paralichthyidae
Source: RefSeq, a predicted model, not a curated record